CUGAUUGCGAAAUUUUUAAAAAAACGGUUUUAAUUCCGCCAGGUUUUCGGGGUCUGAUUUGCACUCGCUGGCGCUUUCCUCUGUGCAAUUAAUUCGGUUCCCUCAGACAAAUCCGCUGACUGUUUCCGUCGCCGGGCCCCCUGUCUGUCACUGCAGGAUGAGAAGUCCACGUUCUUCCAGUUCGGCGCCGCUCUGCAGCAGGAGGCCCUGCUCAUGCUCUCCAUCAUGGAGGAGUACGACUGGCACGUUUUUUCUAUCGUCACUUCCAAGUUCCCCGGGUACCAGGAUUUCAUCGGCACGCUGAAGAUCACCGUGGACCACAGCUUUGUGCGCUGGGACCUGCAGAGCGUGGUGACUCUGGACGCCGUGGACGGCGACCCCAACUCCAAGUCGCACAUCGCGCUCAAGAGGAUCCAGAGUCCCGUGAUACUGCUGUACUGCUCCAAGGACGAGGCCGUGUACAUUCUGGAGGAAGCUCGUUCCCUGGGCCUGAUCGGAGCCGGUUACAUCUGGAUCGUGUCCAGUCUCACCACUGGGAACCCAGACUUCACCCCCGAGGUGUUCCCCCUGGGCAUGAUCUCCGUGUCCUACGACGACUGGGACUACCCGCUGGACACGCGCGUGCGCGACGGCGUGGGCAUCAUCUCCUACGCCGCCACCGCCAUGCUGCGGGAGAAGGGCGAGCUGCCGGAGGCCCAGAACAGCUGCUACGGCACGCCGUCAGACAGGAGCCCCGGGAAGCUCCCGCCCAGCGCCCUGCGCAGACACAUGAUGCACGUGUGGAACGAAGGGCGCGACUUGUCCUUCACUCCAGACGGUUACCAGGCCAACCCCAAGUUGGUUGUCAUCGUCCUGAAUAGUGAAAGGAACUGGGAGAAGAUGGGCCGCUGGGAGAACGGGACGCUGUCGUUGAUGUUCCCGGUGUGGCCGAGGUACAACUCGCACGGGGACGAGGACGCGGAUGAAAACCACCUCUCCAUCGUCACCCUGGAGGAGAAGCCCUUCGUCAUCGUGGACAACGUGGACAUCCUCACCGGGACCUGCGUGAGGAACUCCGUGCCCUGCCGCAAGCACGUCAAAGACAACAGCACGGCGGGAGGCUCCUACAUCAAGCAGUGCUGCAAAGGGUUCUGCAUCGACAUUCUGAAGAAGAUAGCCAGGAACGUCAAGUUCACCUACGACCUCUACCUGGUCACGAAUGGAAAACACGGCAAGAAGAUCAACAACAUGUGGAACGGCAUGGUGGGAGAGGUGGUGUAUAAGAAGGCGGUGAUGGCGGUCGGCUCGCUGACCAUCAACGAGGAGAGGUCAGAGGCCAUCGACUUCUCCGUGCCCUUCGUGGAGACUGGCAUCAGCGUCAUGGUGUCGCGUAGCAACGGGACGGUCUCACCGUCUGCCUUCCUCGAGCCCUUCAGUGCAUCGGUUUGGGUGAUGAUGUUUGUGAUGCUGCUCAUCGUCACGGCCAUCGCCGUCUUCCUCUUUGAGUUCGUCAGUCCGCUGGGCUUCAACCGCAACUUGGCCCAAGGCAAAGACCCGCACGGCCCGUCGUUCACCAUCGGCAAGGCGGUCUGGCUGCUCUGGGGCCUGGUUUUCAACAACUCGGUCCCGGUGCAGAACCCGAAGGGCACCACCAGUAAGUUCAUCGUGUCGGUCUGGGCCUUCUUCGCCGUCAUCUUCCUGGCCUCCUACACCGCCAACCUGGCCGCCUUCAUGAUCCAGGAGGAGUUUGUGGACCAAGUCACCGGGCUGUCCGACAAGAAGUUCCAGAGUCCGUACUCCUAUUCCCCUCCGUUCCGCUUCGGGACGGUUCCUAACGGCAGCACCGAGCGCAACAUCAGGAAGAACUAUCCCGAUAUGCACCAGUACAUGACCAAAUACCACCAAACCGGUGUCACGGACGCGCUGGUCACCCUCAAGACCGGGAAGCUGGACGCUUUCAUCUACGACGCCGCGGUGCUGAACUACAUGGCCGGCCGAGACGACGGCUGUAAGCUGGUCACCAUCGGCAGCGGCUACAUCUUCGCCACCACGGGCUACGGCAUCGCCCUGCAGAAAGGCUCCUACUGGAAGCGCCUGGUGGAUCUGGCCAUCCUGGGCAUCAUCGGGGACGGUGAGAUGGAGGAGCUGGAGGCGCAGUGGCUGACCGGGAUCUGCCACAGCGAGAAGAACGAGGUGAUGUCCAGCCAGCUGGACGUGGACAACAUGGCGGGGGUCUUCUACAUGCUGGCCACGGCCAUGGGCCUCUCCAUCCUCACCUUCAUCUCCGAACACCUCUUCUACUGGAGGCUGAGAUACUGCUUCACCGGCGUCUGCACCGGGAGGCCGGGGCUGCUCUUCACCAUCAGCAGGGGUAUAUGGAGCUGCAUCCACGGCGUUCACAUAGAUAUGAAGAAAAAGAACCCGGAGCUGGACUUCAGUCCUCAAGCCAACAUGCUGCACCUGCUCAAGUCCGCCAAGUCCAUGGCUUUGUCUUCUCCCAAGCGCAACACUGUCCUCCUGCAGCCCAACAUCCUGGAUGUGAUGUCGGGGAAAGGUAACUCGCUGCACAGCCUGGCCCCGAAGGGUCCCGGUCUCUAUAGCAACGCCGGCGGCCCGCACAGCUUCUUGUCAUUGUCCGGACGGCACAAAAACCUCCUGAACAAUGCCGCGCCGUUCCCCGUGCCGAAGAAAGCCCCCCCUCUCCAAACCAGCCCCAACAAGCCCCAGCUGUCGGUCAGCAACGACAACGGCAAGACCCGCCUGGCGGGGGGGGCGGGCCCCUCCGCCGGGCCGCAGGGCUCGAAGCCGCGGGCCCUGUGGAAGAAGAGCGUGGAGACGCUGAAGACUCAGCCCGCCGCCAUAUCUCCGGGCCCGAGCCCCGUCCCGUCGUCCGGCCCCGGCCCCCCAGCCAUGAAGAGCCAGCGCUACCUGCCCGAGGAGCCGCCGCCGCCGCAUUCCGACAUCUCGGAGUGCUCCAGCCGGCCGCCGUCGCACAAGGACUCCGACUCCGUGGCGAGGUCGGGGGGCUUCAGGCCCAUCAAUCAGCUGAGGAAGAGGGGCGGGGCCGGCGGCGCCAAGAUCUACUCCAUCGACUCGGACCAGGCCAGCCUCCAGUCCGCUCCGCCCUACCAGCGGGACGGCCAGGCGGGAGGCGACGACCACGGCUACCCCCCCGACCUGUUCCCGCCGGAGAGCGCGUACUCGCACGCCCACCACGCGCUCUCCCACCAGGCGGACGCGCCCAUUCUGCAGCUGAGCGCCAGCCUGCUGCACCACAGCCACAGCGCAGAGGCCGACCUGCACUCCCUGAAGGACAAGAAGUACAGCACCUACACGCACAGCAGCUCGAAGGACAAAGCGGGCGGCUCGUUCGACGCUCCGGGCGCGGGGCAGGGGUCGCAGAGCGUCCGGCCCGGCCACUGCCGCUCCUGCCUCGCCAAGCUGAGCGGCUACUCGGGCCUCUACACCGUGCGCUCGCCGGGGGCCCGCUGCGACGCCUGCGCCCACCUGGGGAACCUGUACGACAUCCGGGAGGACCACCUGCACUCGCACUACUCCCACGCGCACGCGCACCCGCACGGCGGGGACAUGUUCACGCACUACCUGCCGCAGAGCGAGCUGGGCCUGGUGGGCGAAGGGGACGGGCUGGUCAGCCACUUCGAGCCGCCGCCGUCCUCGCCGUCGCCCCUCCCGAGCGCCUCCUCGGCGCAGCACCUCCAGCUGAGUCGCCAGCCCUCCUACGAGAACGUGCUUCCGGACGGCGUCGCCGAGCAGCGGCAGCAGCAGUCGCAGCAGCUGCACUCGCAGCUGCACUCCCACCUGCGGGGGCUGAGCCUGCCCGACAGGGAGCGGGAGAGGGAGCUGACCCUGGACGAGGGGGCCUACGCCAACGUGCUCACGAUGCGCUCCGACCGCCCGUUCAGCAGCCGCAGCCCGCCGUCCCCGUCGCCCUCGCACCACCACAGCCUGGACGCCCCCAUGGCCCUCCCCCGGCGCUCGAAGAGCCUCUUCCCCGAUCGCCCCUCGCACAACCCGUUCCUCCAGUCGGCGCCCGGCACGGCGCAGCGAGAGCCCUCCCCCCAGGCUGCCGCGCGCAUGCCGCAGAGGAGUUCCGCCCACGAGCUCUAUAAGCAGCGAAUGCCGCUGUCGCUUACCCUCGGUAACCAUAGCAGCCACCACAACAACCAGCACGGCGGCCUCGUCGACCAACAGGUGUUCUACCCUCAGCAGGAGCCCCCCGUGGUGGCCUACAUGGUCCCCCCCGCCGCCUCUCAGCCAAUGAGCUAUGUGACAGCGCCGCGGGCCUCGAGCGCCGGCGGCAACAGGCCCCGCCUCUACCGCCGCAUGCCCAGCAUCGAGUCCGACGUCUGAGGGCCCGGCGGCGCGCCACAAACGCGCACUCUCGCCCGAGACACACACACACACACACACUAACACAGGCGCGCGUGUG
Molecule: messenger RNA, 4429 nt
Organism: Pungitius pungitius (ninespine stickleback)
Lineage: Eukaryota; Metazoa; Chordata; Actinopteri; Perciformes; Gasterosteidae
Gene: grin2ab
Product: glutamate receptor, ionotropic, N-methyl D-aspartate 2A, b
Biological process (GO): excitatory postsynaptic potential; monoatomic ion transport; long-term synaptic potentiation
Cellular component (GO): plasma membrane; NMDA selective glutamate receptor complex
Molecular function (GO): NMDA glutamate receptor activity
Source: RefSeq, a predicted model, not a curated record